GUUAUGCUUUGAUUGCAGCUGUGUUCAUUAUACAUUGACAGUGACGAUAAUGCGCCAUUCUGUUGCACUUCCUCCUGAUGCAGUGGCUCUCGCCACGAAGGAAGCCAAAAAAGAGGGUAUUUUUGCCGGUUUGACUUCCGCUUUAGCAUCAACUUUGGUCGGAUCUAAAGCUUUAGGACUUAAAAGAUAUCCGGCACUUGCAUGCGGGGCCAUAACUGCGGUGCUUUCAGGAUAUUACUUCACUGAGGCUUUCACUGCGGCCCACCUUGCAAAAUUAGAGCGUGAAGUACUUCGGCAUCGAGCAGAGGAGAAAGAUAAAUUUGGCUCAUCGUAACCUGGUGUGAACGAAUGUUUUGACCCAAGGCUCCUCUCGUGCGAUGCACUCACUUGAAUCCUUGAACUUCUUUUGUGCUCUUUCCAACCUCAUUCUCAGUCGUGAUAACUCUUGCUGUUCGAUGGCUUUCG
Messenger RNA from Lentinula edodes (shiitake mushroom), 465 nucleotides. RefSeq lists its product as uncharacterized. The transcript is spliced from 5 exons. The coding region runs from base 50 to 334 and encodes 94 amino acids. Lineage: Eukaryota; Fungi; Basidiomycota; Agaricomycetes; Agaricales; Omphalotaceae. The record is from RefSeq and is a predicted model, not a curated record.